Messenger RNA from Formica exsecta, 2223 nucleotides. It is a transcript of the gene vimar, whose product is annotated as rap1 GTPase-GDP dissociation stimulator 1. The transcript has 10 exons. Gene Ontology annotation, cellular component: cytosol. Gene Ontology annotation, biological process: positive regulation of GTPase activity. NCBI's taxonomy places the organism in Eukaryota, Metazoa, Arthropoda, Insecta, Hymenoptera, Formicidae. Bases 258 to 2021 code for a protein of 587 amino acids. The record is from RefSeq and is a predicted model, not a curated record. Gene Ontology annotation, molecular function: protein binding; guanyl-nucleotide exchange factor activity.
UGCGGGAUAACUACACGAUAAUUCUAUAUGUCAAAAGUGAGCAAAGGCAAAGGGGUCGCCGGGACUUUUUUUUGAUAUUUCGUUAAAUCGUGAAGCAUACUUUUGCGGAUUCUCGACGCUGAUCCGGCUGACGAAAAUGGAAGGCGAAGCAAAGCAUAAUAUCGAUGAGCUCGUUGAUAAUUUAAAACAGGUCGUGAGACUUGAUACCUCACAAGAUGAAUGUUCUAAUAUCCUUCAGAUAUUGGAUUCUGUGGUGAAUGUUAGCAAAACUUCGAUUGGAGUAUAUGGUUUUAGAGACAUCGGAACUAGUCAUUGAUGAAGUUUUCCUGACGUUGCUUGGACACCAGUCUAAACAGAUUGUAGCAAAAACAACAAAAGCCAUUGCAGAGAUUGCAAAGAUUGAAAGGGGAAGGGAGAAAUGUACCAAUGUAGGGUUGAUACAAACACUGAUUGACUUGCUGAAGAAGAAGGAUAUAGAUAUACUGACGCAGGCUUCCAGAGCUCUAGGAAAUAUCUGUUAUGAAAAUGAGAAUGGUAAAAAACUGGUGCGCGAGCAAGAUGGGCUGAAAAUAAUUUUAACAGUGCUGAAAGAAAGUAUUGCGUUAAAAAACACCGAGGGUGCCAGCUUUCUGCGAAACGUGGCUGCUGGUUUUUUAUUAAAUUUUUUAGUGGAUCAGGAAGCAUUGCAUGAAGAGGCACUUAAAGAAGACAUAGUACCCACUAUUUGCAGUAUCUUGGAGGAAGAUGGAACCAGCGGUAGCGAAGUGGCAGUGCACGCAUUACUCAUUCUUAGCUUAUUAAACGACGCGAACAUUAUAUUUCUCGAUGAGAGAUUAACGAGAGUUCUGGUUAACAUAUUGAUCAGCGACACUUCCUCCGAGUUAUGUGAAAUGUGUUUGGAAUUAUUACAUGGUCAAGCCGAAGAUGAAAAAGCAAAGUUGUUGCUAGCCAAAACAGGAGUGUGCGAUUUGCUUCUAAAGUUAUUAGAAAAACACGGUCCACAUUGCAACGACGAAGAAACGCGGUUUGUUCUCAAAGUUGCUUGUAAUUUAAUCGUUUUAAUCUUAACUGGAGAUGACAGUAUGAAUUUCCUUUAUGAUGACAGCAACGGCCCUGUUUACAAAAAGUUGGUAGAAUGGCUAGAGAGUAUCGACGAAGACUUACAGAUUACUGCUGUUUUGGCUAUGGGCAAUUUUGCACGAACCGACAUACAUUGUAAGCAUAUGGUCGAACAGGGCAUUCAUCGGAAACUGCUAAAACUCCUCCAAAAGAACGACAGCAAGUCUGGCGAUAUCAGAUGCCAGCACGCCUUACUCAGCGCAUUACGCAAUCUCGUCAUACCUAUGGACAACAAAUCGCUAAUACUCGCCGAUGGUCUGAUCGAUGUGCUUUAUCCGAUGUUGGACAUCCCUACUUUUCCCGUUGUUUUCAAAUUACUGGGAACGCUUAGGAUAGUCAUAGACGGCCAAAGAGAAGCAGCAAUCUCCUUAGGACGAAGGGAGGACCUGAUCAAGCGAGCGGUUGAAUGGUGCAGUAUCGCGGACCAUCCUGGCGUUCAGGGUGAAGCGAAUCGUUUAAUCGCUUGGAUAAUGAACAAUAGCAGGGACAAGCAGAUUGCCUUGUCCAUUAUCAAAUACGGAGCAGUGCAGCACUUAGUUAAUAUGCUUCUGGCACAGCAUACAUUAAUGCAAAAUGAAGCAAUACUGUGUUUGACGAUAUUGACGAGGAUCUGUCCGACGGAAUCUGAGGAGUUGCUGAUUGAGGCAAACCUUGGGAGCAACAUGCGCGAAUUUUUUAAAGCGCGCGAUGAUCUCGACAUGCAUAUUGUGCUAAACGCGCUAUCUCUAUUGGAUAGCGUCGUGCAAUCAGAUCGGUUGAAAGAACAUCUCAAAAACUGUGGAUUAGCUGAUGCUUGUAAAACUUUGCAGUUGAACAAAAAUGAAAAUAGUGCUAAUGCAGAAAUCUGGACGCGUGUCACUGAACUGCAAACCGCGCUGUGCACUGCCUUCGGUAUGAGCUAGGAACUUGAUAAGUUCUAAAAACAAAACUGGAUGACCAAUUCAAACAUUACGCAUUCACAUGUGCUGCCAUUGUUGUAUCUUCCAUUCAUUCCAAAGAGCUAUGCAAACUUCUCCAAUGACCAAAUCAUCAUUCGACUUGAUCCACAGAGAUUGCAAAAUGUACUUUAUUUAUUGAGAAAUAUAUAUAGAGUAUGUAUUUCUA